Cydia pomonella (codling moth) is the source of this 1502-nucleotide messenger RNA. RefSeq lists its product as uncharacterized. Gene Ontology annotation, molecular function: protein binding. The transcript has 6 exons. Gene Ontology annotation, biological process: SCF-dependent proteasomal ubiquitin-dependent protein catabolic process. Lineage: Eukaryota; Metazoa; Arthropoda; Insecta; Lepidoptera; Tortricidae. Gene Ontology annotation, cellular component: SCF ubiquitin ligase complex. Bases 149 to 1321 code for a protein of 390 amino acids. The record is from RefSeq and is a predicted model, not a curated record.
UGUAAAAAAAAGCAUAACUUUUUGAAGUUUCUGAAGUGAUUAAAUUUCGAACAUUUCGAUUUUCUUUCGAAGUUUUCGAAAUUGUAUUCCUGCUAGAAGAAGUUGUGGGGCAAGUCUUAUCUUAAAAUAAUCUUUGAAAGUGAUUAAAAUGUCAGAAGCAGAAGAUGAACGAACGAUACUUGAUUACCUCAACGAAGACUGCUGGCGCGCCGUGCUGCAAUAUGUGCCUAUUAAAGACCUCAUAAAGACAGAGCGCGCCAGCCGCCGGUGGCAGGGGGUAGUGCUGACGUACUUGAAAGGAGCAGGAGUCCGUAUCACAAUUGAAGAAUAUGACAGUGAAAAGAAACCUGUGUGUACCUUGAAGCAGUCGUCAUACAAGUCGUUUGAGAGUUGGACCCAAAAACUAGGCUUCUUAGUUGAGGCCACUUAUUGCGUUGGUUUGAAGAGUCUAGCAGUUAUCAAAAAAAAUUGCCCUAACAUAGAAGCCUUGAAGCUUAAGAAAGUGCAAAGCCGAACACCAAAACUACUGCGCCGCCACAAUCUACGUGAUAACUUCAAGUCUCUGAAACGGCUCACUUUCGAUUCGUGUGCUAUAACAGACAGCUGUGUGGACCAAUUCGUAGCAGAUAAAGCCUUAGAAGGACUAAAGUUCUAUUGUAGUUAUUCUUUGACUGGUGCUUUCUUCAAAAAUAUGAACUUGUCAAAUGUAAAGUACCUUGAGAUAGACUUGUGUAAGGAUUUUGAGUCCAAACACUUGCUUCCAGCUUUUGAUCGCCUUAGCGAGCUGACGAAGCUAAAACUGAGUACUAUUUCUGGUGAAUUUCUUGAAGGAAUUCAGGUGGGGUUGGAUAAGAUGCCGAAAUUGGAGAAGUUAUAUCUGGACGAUGAUGAGAGAAUGAGGGGGGAGUGCGGUCAGCAACUGAGUCGGCUGACGCGGUUGAAACACCUCAGGCUGGCGUACCAGAUGUUUGACGAAGACAUAGAGGCGAUAACGCGGUGCUGCCAAGAGCUGGUGACAUUGGAUUUGUCAGAUUGUCGAUCAAUGUGGCGCCGCAGCGUGCGCUCGAUAUGGAGGAACGCGGGCGCGCGCCUCACGGCGCUGACGCUCGGGCAGUUUGACGACAUAAAGGACGCCGACAUCGUGGCGCUCAUCCGCGGCUGUCCGAACCUCACGGUACUGUACUGUAGCCAUGAUACAGGGGCCGAUAUGGAGGAACAGUCGCCUCACGGCGCUGACGCUCGGGCAGUUCGACGACACAAAGGACGCCGACAUCGUGGCGCUCAUCCGCGGCUGUCCGAACCUCACGGUACUGUACUGUAGCCAUGAUACAGGGGCCGAUAUGGAGGAACAGUCGCCUCACGGCGCUGACGCUCGGGCAGUUCGACGACACAAAGGACGCCGACAUCGUGGCGCUCAUCCGCGGCUGUCCGAACCUCACGGUACUGUACUGUAGCCAUGAUACAGGGGCCGAUAUGGAGGAACAGUCGCCUCACGGCGCUGA